Molecule: messenger RNA, 1111 nt
Organism: Williopsis jadinii
Lineage: Eukaryota; Fungi; Ascomycota; Saccharomycetes; Phaffomycetales; Wickerhamomycetaceae
Exons: 2
Coding region: 305-1111 (268 amino acids)
Source: RefSeq, a predicted model, not a curated record
CUUCACUUUAUCAGAACUGCUUGGGUAUCUUGUUCGAAUGCAGAAAGAGCCUUGAAGAUCGCCUGAAACUCAAAAAGGUACUCGAUGGCGAUGGUAAGGUGUAAGGUCCCUUGUUGAGUGAUGUGAUUGUAUCUAUGCCUCGAAGCUGAGGCAGGUGAGGGUUUACGAUGAGUGAAUAUCAGAAAACAAAACCACUACGUGAAGUUUGUUGUUAUAAAAGCUAUCGAGGGUAUCUUGUUCUCAGCCCUCUUGACGGCCAUGAUGUGCUCCCCUUUCCAUAUCAAACAGGAAGUGAGCUGGGACAAUGAAUUUGUUCAAGUUUGCCGUUGUUGUCAUUGCCGUUUGUAAAACGGGAUUGGCCCAUGUUGACAAACUAUCCUUCAAAUACGGUGCUUCUGACGUUAUUAGCCCUUCUGAGGACUUCCACUCGAAGCCAGACAAUUGCGAUGUGUCUACUUUGGUUGUCGCUGGCGGAGCAGGUAUAUCCUUGGAGUUUGCCAAUUGGGUUGAUCAAAAACAAUUCGGUUAUGACGUGCACGUUGUGGCUAACUUACUCAACUGUGAAGCUAAAGCUGCAAAUUUAUGGACUGACACUAACUUACAGCUCUCUGAUAUCCAACUGUCGAGUUGUUCUGAGGGCUUGGUUCUUGAUAUUCAAACCGUUGAUGAAUCUUUAUACGUGGAUCACCUCGCUAUCGAACUUCUCACCACCAUGGGAUCAAUUGUUCUAUCGGAAGACUGUUCGAACCCAAAUUAUGCUGCAAGUGUUCCAUUGCAAAAUCGUGGGGUGAAGUGUAUCACUGUUCCAACUGUAAAUUCCUUUGGUAAGAAAUGCAGACCUACAAGCCUUACUCCUAAGAAGGCUCCCGAAUACCCUAAUGCAAAGACAACUACCAUUGUGGUCACUGAAUCUACUGCUUCAAAGACAUCAACAAUGCUUAACAAACCAUCUGUUAAACUUUCUCUUUCAGGUUCUACACUUGAAGCAACUAAUCCUCCGAGUGAACCUGAAGUCCUUAAACCAGGUCUUGCGGUUGAGCUUCCUAUUACCAGAACUUUCCAGAAACCAACUCCGGUUCCGUCAACUUUAGUGAAUCAAUCGAUUCUAUGA